Messenger RNA from Meloidogyne enterolobii, 186 nucleotides. NCBI's taxonomy places the organism in Eukaryota, Metazoa, Nematoda, Chromadorea, Rhabditida, Meloidogynidae. The record is from the annotation of a GenBank genome assembly.
AUGGAAUUAGCAACAAUCCCACAAAAUUCCUCAGCUAUGAGCACAACAGGAACAAAUGGUUCACCUCAACAUAAUCAAGAGAGCGGAAGUAGUGAACAAAAUGAUCAACAAAAGGAGAGAGUUGGAGGAAAAAAGAAGACUAAACGAAGGGUUUUUUAUUUUUUAAAUUUUUGGGGAAAUUUUUGA